Messenger RNA from Podarcis muralis (Common wall lizard), 1090 nucleotides. Lineage: Eukaryota; Metazoa; Chordata; Lepidosauria; Squamata; Lacertidae. The record is from RefSeq and is a predicted model, not a curated record.
AUGAGUUUCCCAGAGAGCUGCCGUAGCUCAAAGGACAAACAACAGCAACUGAAAGGGCAGCGCUACAAAAGCCCAGCUGUUCGGAGUCAGGCCUCUGAGAUUUGCGAAGAGUUAAGUGAGUUGCAAACGGACAAACAGUCAAAGGACGAGCCUCCGGUCCCGCCAGUAGGGGAACAAGAGAAGUUUGAUGAAAUCAGUCUGUCGGAAGGAAGCACAGUGGACCUGGCAAUCCCGCCAGAGCUUCUGGAGCAGAUGCCUGAGCUGGCAGAAGAGAUGAUGGAACCAGAAGACUGUUUCCCAGAACCUUGUGUCCGAUUCUUCCCGUGCUGUUCAGUAGACACCACAAAAUUUCCUGGCAAGAUUUGGUGGAGACUGAGGAAAACGUGCUACCAAAUAGUUGAACACAGCUGGUUUGAAACUUUCAUCAUAUUUAUGAUUCUCCUGAGCAGUGGAGCUCUGGCAUUUGAAGACAUCUACCUCGACAAGAAAAAGAACAUUAAAACCAUGUUGGAAUAUGCUGACAAGAUCUUCACUUACAUCUUUGUUCUAGAGAUGCUUCUGAAAUGGGUAGCUUAUGGCUUUAAGAAGUACUUCACCAAUGCCUGGUGUUGGCUUGAUUUCCUCAUUGUAGAUAUUUCAGUUAUUUGCCAGAUAGGAUCAAUUCUCGGCUAUGACCACCUGGCCGCUAUGAAAUCCCUCAGGACGCUGAGGGCCUUGAGGCCCCUCCGAGCCCUGUCCCGAUUUGAGAGCAUAAGGGUCUCAUUAGUAAGCCUCAUAGCUAGUACACUUGGAUACUCCGAAAUGGGUCCCAUUAAAUCCCUUAGGACCCUCAGAGCUCUGAGACCCUUAAGAGCACUAUCACGAUUUGAAGGGAUGAGGGUAAGAUUCAGUUAAAACAACAACCCAUAUGACCCAUCAUUGAAGCCCAUCUGUCCACGGACAUCCACAGCAUGUUGUGAGGGCCAUCAUUCCUUCCUUCCUUCCUUCCUUCCAUCAUUUGUUCAUUCCUUAGUUGUGUUUUUGUUUUCGUUUUUCAUCCUAAGCUGUAAAUGAAACAAUUGAUAAAUGCCAUAUGUUGCAAUAUACCCCC